AGCCGACGUCACCUUGCACAUACAUACUUCGUACUCGUACAUAGCCUUGCAGCUCUCUCGACCUCGCUUGGUGAAAGAGGGUCCUUUCCAUACUCCUUCUUCUUCUUCAGCUCAACGCGCAAACAGCGGCACCCAGCCACGGUAGCAGCGUCCCAAGUUGCCGCCAUAUCGACGUCGGACGCGCCGGGAGGAGUGUGGGCGCAACAGGCAUGGGCAGUCAGCCAGGCGGUCCGGGCGCCGCAACGGACGGCCCCUCGGGAGAGGGCGACCACCACCCACCGUCUGAGCGAGGGCCACCAAGGAAGAGACGGCGCAUCGUCAUCUCGUGCGGCGAGUGUCACAGGCGCAAGCAAAAGUGCGAUCGCGAGCUGCCUUGCUCCAACUGCCGGUCCAGGAACCGGGAGUCGGCCUGCAGCUAUGACCCUGGGGCACCCACAGCCCGGGACUAUGAGAUGCGCAAACCCUCACCGGGCCGCCAUGAUGACCGAGGCGACCGCAAAACGGACGAGCCGCUGUCGUCCAUGGCCGCCACCUGGGGGUAUGGCCAGACCGGCACCUCAACAAUCGGCUUCCUCAAGAAGAUUGAGAUGGCCGACGCUGACUACGCCGAUGGCCCCGUGGUGGUUCCCUCCUGGGGCUCCAAGCAGCAUAGCUUCGCCAUCCGGGAAAAGUACAAGGGCCUCAUCAGGCAGCUGCCCGCGAGGACAUACGUCGACAAGCUCAUUCGUCUGUUUCUGCACGAGUUCAAUUAUCAGUACUCAUACGUCGAUCCGGGCAUCUUCUUCAAGCAACUCGACGAGUGGCACAGCAUCCCGUUCAACGUCCUCUCCAACGAGGGACCCGAGGCUCUCUCGCCAGACCUGAGAGCAUUUCCGGCCGUGCUGUUUCAAAUCAUUGCCACGGCCCUGCUUCUGAUAUCCGAAGACGAGCCGUCGGAAUUCCAGGGCCUCAAGUACGCAGGGACCAUGACUUUCGAGGACCUGGCGUCAGAGUACAGCGACUCUGGUGCUGCGAUUGUCAAUCUCUUUGGCAAGAAGGGUCUAUCACUCACGACCGUGCAAGCUGAGUUUUUGAGAGCUUCCUUUCUGAAAUUUACCGCCAAUGUCACAGAGUCGUGGCACACGAUCGGAGUUGCGGUCAGGGACGCGCAAGAGCUUGGCAUGCAUCGCGACAGCCUAGACCCAAAGCCCAAGGAUGACACCCCAGAGGCCAUUCUAGAAAAUCAGUGGCUUGUCCAAAGACGGCGCAAGAUGUACAUGAUGUUGGUCAUGUGGGAUAUCAAUAUGUGUGUCAUGUUAGGCCGACCUGGGGCCGUGGAUGCGAGACACGGCUUGCCGUCGGUCCCCAUCGACGUACCGGCGUCGACUUUCCAGUCAAAAACGGCGCUGAUACAGCGGAAUAAGGACGAUGACCCACCGACACCCCUAACGAGGGCGCUCUGGCUCCAUGAGCUGGUGUUUCCGCUUCGAGACAUUCUCGAUCUCGAGCGGGAAGGGCCGUACCCGAGAGACUUUAGCAAAGUCGACAGGCUUCACCAGGUUAUUAUGGGCUUGAACGACAGGAAGCCGGCUGCCUUCCGGUUGGAAAACCCAGACACGAGAUGGGACAAUGAUGUCGACACGCAUUGGAUUCAACCAACUCGGCUCUAUGUGGCGCAGCUACACGAGUUCAGUCUCAUGGCGUUGCAUCGGCCCUACAUUUUUCAUCGGAAAGAGAGUCGCAUCCAGGCACUUCGUGCCAGCCUGGACUUGCUGGAGCUGCAGCGGCAAUUCUUCGAGAGCCUGCCUCCCAGAGCAUGGAGGAGCUUCCUGCUGUUCUUUGGAAGCUUUGACGCGAUUGUCGUCAUCGCGGCCAUUUAUAUACUAUUCCCGCACGACCACCCGGAGCUGCGGGAGAGCGCGACGCAGAAGGUGUACUGGGCGAUUGAGCGAUUCGCGGCGAUGCAAGAGCGCAACCCCUUGGCCAAGUCGGCACAGGGAGUGCUACGAGCGAUCCUGGCGAAGCUUACGAGGGCGGUGGGCGGGCAGGGGGCGGCGUCGACGACGACGGGUGGCAGCAGCUCACAGACGCCGGGCGCCACAAGCCUCGGACAAAGCAGCGCGACGUCGGUCAGCCCGCCGAGCAAACCGGCAGUGGAAACGGGUCGGGUCGCGGCCGGUGCGGGGCCACCGGUACAGGAGGUAGGGUACGAUUCGACGGCGAUGAUGGCGGCAGCCGACUGGUCACUCCCGCCGAUGGACAACCUCGCGGCGAUUGCGCCCUUGUUUCCCACGUCGGACCUUAUCUACCACGACCUCACGGGGAUCCCGCAGCAGGGCAUGGUGGCGGUGCCGCUGGCGGUGGAGGGCGGGGACGACGCGUCGCUGGGCACGGUCGUGUUGCCGUGGCAGUUCGAAGGCGACUUUGGCGAGGACACGGUAUGGCAGAUUCUCAACCAGUUUCAGUCGCAGGAGGCGUGAAUCGAUAUGUAUGUACGACGUACGUAAAGGAGAGCGGGCAUGACGAAGCGGCCUGCGAGCCGGGACCAUGGGCCAUGGGGCGUGGUGCAAUAAGGUGAAACCGUUGAUGAUUCAAGGGGGUGGGCGGGAAGAGGCGCGCGCUUGCCGGGAUCCGCGUGAUUGGACUGUGACAGACUAACUUACUUGGUACAGUAUGUGCGUUGCGUUUGCUGCGUGCGUGCGUGCGUGGGAGCGAGCGGGCGCGCGCGCGUGCAUCCACGGCCAGCCGGCCGCCCCAACUGGUUGCGUCGUGACACGACUCUGAUUACAAGUGCGUGUGUGCGUGGGUUUUAGUGCCUUAGGUACUGUACCACUUUGUUUAUUAUUAGUUUGGCCGGGAGGGGGGAGGGGA
This is a messenger RNA of Purpureocillium takamizusanense, 2850 nucleotides long. RefSeq lists its product as uncharacterized. Gene Ontology annotation, cellular component: nucleus. The coding region runs from base 210 to 2459 and encodes 749 amino acids. Lineage: Eukaryota; Fungi; Ascomycota; Sordariomycetes; Hypocreales; Ophiocordycipitaceae. Gene Ontology annotation, molecular function: DNA binding; zinc ion binding; DNA-binding transcription factor activity, RNA polymerase II-specific. The record is from RefSeq and is a predicted model, not a curated record. Gene Ontology annotation, biological process: DNA-templated transcription; regulation of DNA-templated transcription. The transcript is spliced from 5 exons.